AUGUCUGAAUAAUCAGAAGAAGAAUCCUAAUAGUUAUAAUAAAAAGAAGAAGAACAAUAGAAUAGUCAAAUUAUAUAAUAAGAGGAUAAGACUGAGUAAUAAUUAUAGUAAAUCCCAUAUGUUCAUAUGUUAAAUAAUAAAUAUAAUGUGAGAGAAGCUGUUCAUGCAGGAUCCUGGUAUUCUAGCAAAAGUAAUGAAUUAAAAAUACAGAUUAAUUGUUGGUUAGAAUAAGCUAAAGCAGAAGUAACUACAGUUGCAUAAUUGAAAGCAUUAGUUGUUCCGUAAUAUAUUUAUAAUUAAAUUAAGUCAUGCAGGUUAUGCUUAUUCUGGUCCAACUGCUGCAUUCAGUUACAAAUAUUUAAAGAAAUAUCCUCCUUCUGAAAAAUUAAAAGUAUUUAUUCUUGGUCCUUGUCAUUAUGUUUAUAUAACUUAAUGUUGUUUAACUAGAUAAGAAAUCUAUGAAACUCCAUUAGGAAAUAUUAAAGUAGAUCUAGAAAGUAAUUAAUUAAUGAUCAUAUUAUUAGCUGUUAAAUAAUUACAUGAAUAAGGAUAAUUUGAAUAAUCAGACAAAGAUGCAGAAGAGGAAGAACAUUCAAUUGAAAUGUAAUUGCCAUUUUUAGCUCAUAUUUUGGGUACUGAUAAUUUUACUAUAAUUCCAAUUAUGGUUGGAUCAAUUGAUGCUAAAUCUGAAGAGUAUUAUGGUAAAUUGUUAAGUGA
This is a messenger RNA of Paramecium pentaurelia, 717 nucleotides long. The record is from the annotation of a GenBank genome assembly. NCBI's taxonomy places the organism in Eukaryota, Ciliophora, Oligohymenophorea, Peniculida, Parameciidae.